Messenger RNA from Scomber scombrus (Atlantic mackerel), 2154 nucleotides. RefSeq names its product negative elongation factor complex member C/D (gene nelfcd). Gene Ontology annotation, biological process: negative regulation of transcription elongation by RNA polymerase II. Lineage: Eukaryota; Metazoa; Chordata; Actinopteri; Scombriformes; Scombridae. The record is from RefSeq and is a predicted model, not a curated record. Gene Ontology annotation, cellular component: NELF complex; nucleus. The coding region runs from base 121 to 1860 and encodes 579 amino acids. The transcript is spliced from 15 exons. Gene Ontology annotation, molecular function: RNA binding.
GUUGUUGUUAGCCACCUGCCUGCAGCAGCAUCAUCAGCGGUCAAACAAGUAUCACCCAGUGUUUAAACCUGCAGCUUUAGGUUGUUGUAGCUGCUUUAAAGUCUCUUGUGUCCCGUCAUCAUGGACGAGGAGUAUUAUGGCGGCGCUGGAGACUGGGAGGGCCCGGACAGUAACAUGGAGGAUGGAUACGUCGAAGGAGAAAAUGAUGGGAAAAUCCAGGAAGACUGUCUGCAGAAAUUCACCAGCAGGGACUACAUCAUGGAGCCUGCAAUCUUCAACACCCUCAAAAUGUAUUUCCAGGCAGGCGGCUCUCCAGAACACGUCAUCCAGCUUCUCUCUGAAAACUACUCCGCUGUGGCUCAGACCGUCAACCUGCUGGCAGAGUGGCUCAUCCAGAUGGGUGUAGAGCCCGCUCAGGUCCAAGAGCGAGUGGAAAAUCACCUCAAGAGUCUCCUUAUAAAACACUUUGACCCCCAGAAAGCUGACUCCAUUUUCACGGUGGAGGGAGAGACUCCUGCGUGGCUGGAGCAGAUGAUAGCACACACUACAUGGAGAGAUCUCUUCUACAAGCUGGCUGAGGCUCAUCCCGACUGCCUGAUGCUCAACUUCACUGUAAAGCUGAUUUCAGACGCAGGUUACCAGGGCGAGAUCACCAGCGUGUCUACAGCGUGUCAGCAGCUGGAGGUCUUCUCCCGGGUGCUGAGGACAUCUCUGGCUACGCUGCUGGAUGGAGGAGAAGAAAACCUCGAGAAGAACCUGCCAGAGUUUGCUAAAAUGGUGUGUCACGGCGAGCACACCUACCUCUUUGCCCAGGCGAUGAUGUCCAUCCUUUCUCAGGAGGAGCAGGGCGGCUCAGCUGUGCGUAGGAUCGGUCAGGAGGUGCAGAAGUCGGCACAUGAGAGAGGUCAUGAUGCCAGUCAGAUCACUCUUGCACUGGGCACAGCAGCAGCUUACCCCAGAGCCUGCCAGGCACUGGGUGCCAUGUUGUCCAAAGGAGCCCUGAAUCCUGCAGAUAUCACCGUUUUGUUCAAGAUGUUCAGCAGCAUGGACCCUCCUCCUGUGGAGCUGAUCAGAGUGCCUGCCUUUCUAGACCUGUUCAUGCAGUCGCUGUUUAAGCCCGGAUCAAAGAUCAACCAAGACCAUAAACACAAAUACAUCCACAUCCUGGCCUACGCUGCCAGUGUUGUUGAGACAUGGAAAAAGAACAAACGAGUCAACAUCAAUAAAGAUGAGCUGAAGUCGACGUCCAAGGCCAUCGAGACUGUACACAACCUCUGCUGUAACGAGAACAAAGGUGCUACAGAGCUGGUGGCUGAACUCAGCACUCUGUACCAGUGCAUCCGGUUCCCAGUGGUUGCCAUGGGGGUUUUGAAGUGGGUGGACUGGACAGUGUCUGAGCCGCGGUACUUUCAGCUGCAGACUGACCACACUCCGGUUCAUUUAGCUCUGCUGGAUGAGAUCUGUACGUGUCACCAGCUGCUGCAUCCUCAGGUCCUCCAGCUGCUCAUCAAGCUCUUUGAGACAGAGCACUCUCAACUAGACGUCAUGGAGCAGAUGGAGUUGAAGAAGACUCUGCUGGACCGAAUGGUUCAUCUUCUGAGCCGUGGCUACGUCUUGCCUGUAGUCGGUUAUAUUCGCAAAUGUCUGGAGAAACUCAACACGGACAUCUCCCUCAUUAGAUACUUUGUCACUGAGGUUUUGGAUGUGAUUGCGCCUCCCUACACAUCAGACUUCGUUCAGCUCUUCCUUCCCAUCCUGGAGAACGACAGUAUCGCAGGAACGAUCCGCACGGAGGGAGAACACGACCCUGUCGCUGAGUUCAUUGCUCACUGCAAGUCAAACUUCAUCAUGAUCAACUGAUGCUGAAAGGACACUGGAGAUGUUGUUGGAAAUUGCACCAGGACGACCAAACAGAGACCAAAGAUCUGUUAUUUGGAUGAUAAUCAAACGCUUGAAGAGAGACUGCUCAGUAUGAAUGGUGGAUUUGUUUCUACUGAAGCAAAUUUCGUUGAGAAUUAUGGAAAAGUGCACAAACAAGACAGAAUGGUUGAUGGAGGAGCCUCUGAGAUGCAGCUACACAUUUCACUUGUAAAUUUAAUUCUUUAUAUUUUAUGUUGGCUUUGAAUUGUUUUAAAAUAAAAACCUGAAAAUGUA